This is a messenger RNA of Lates calcarifer (barramundi perch), 6204 nucleotides long. It is a transcript of the gene col5a2b, whose product is annotated as collagen, type V, alpha 2b. NCBI's taxonomy places the organism in Eukaryota, Metazoa, Chordata, Actinopteri, Centropomidae. Gene Ontology annotation, cellular component: collagen type V trimer. Gene Ontology annotation, molecular function: protein binding; extracellular matrix structural constituent. The transcript has 55 exons. The record is from RefSeq and is a predicted model, not a curated record. Bases 212 to 5182 code for a protein of 1656 amino acids.
GAGAGAAAGACAUGGAGGGGGGCGCUUGUUUCAGUUUGCAGUAAUCGCUCAUCCAGGAGCCUGUUCCACUCAGGGAUAUUUGGAUUUUUUUAGUCUGGAUGCUGUAGCUCGGGGGUCGACCUCUGCCGCUCUCUCUCUCUCUCUCUCUUGACUUCCUCGUCUGAUUUUGCGGCGGCCGUGUGAGAGGACGCUGCAUGUCUGGCAUGCAGACAUGGGCCCCUCGUUACGCUCUGGGAUUACUCUCUGCCUGGCCAUCACCUUGGCUCAGGUGAUUGCUGUGACCUGCCAAGAAGAUUCCAAGAAAGAUUCCUGCACAGAGGACGGCAAAGUCUACUCCAACGAUCAGAUAUGGUACCCAGACCCGUGUCGAGUCUGUAUAUGUGAUGUGGGGACGGUGGUUUGUGAGGACGUGGUGUGUGAGGAUGUAGGUGACUGCAAGACCACAGAGAUCCCAGAGGGCGAGUGCUGCCCCGUGUGCUCGGCCCUGAACACUAAUGCUGAUACCUGCACAGAAAAUGGGAAAGUUUACGCCAACAACGACAUGUGGAACCCGGAGCCGUGUCGGAUCUGUGUGUGUGAUAAGGGGACCGCUGUGUGUGAGGAUGUGGUGUGCGAGGACCUCGGCGACUGCCAGAAAACUGUGACCCCGGAUGGCGAAUGCUGCCCCGUGUGCUUGACCCCGGCGUCGCCAUCAACUCCCAAAGAAGAACCCAUGACAGUUGCAGAUGAGAGUAAAGGAGAUAACUGCACAGUCGAUGGGGAGAUCCACCCUCACAACGACAUCUGGAAACCAGAGCCUUGUCGUGUCUGUGUCUGUGACAACGGUGUCGCCAUCUGUGACGAGGUGCAGUGUGAGGCCCUGUCCAACUGCGAGAAGGUCGUCACACCUGAGGGCGAGUGCUGCCCUGUGUGUGACAACUUCGCCAGUGUCGGCAGGAUGAUCGAAAUAAUGGGCUUCAAGGGGCAGAAAGGUGAGCCAGGUGAUAUCCCAUACGUGGUGGGACACCCUGGACCUCAAGGACCUGCGGGUCCUCCAGGAGCCCAGGGACACACUGGACCAAGAGGCUUUAAGGGCAGGAAGGGAUUCCCGGGGCCUCCAGGAUUUGACGGAGAGCCUGGUGUGCCAGGAAAUCCGGGAGAACCAGGACCUCCAGGACAUCCCUCUCCCCCUGGGGGCAACAUAGUGUCACAGAUGGCCUCAGGUUUCAGUGAGAAGGCUGGUAUGGCUGCAAUGGUUCAAGGAUCAAGAGGGGAAGCGGGACCACGAGGACCUCCAGGGUCACCUGGAUUACCUGGACCAACUGGUGGUCAGGGAAUUCCAGGAGAGGCUGGAGAUCCAGGACCAAUGGGUGAGCCAGGUCAUCGGGGACCAGAUGGACCACCAGGAAAACCUGGACUUGAUGGAGGAUCUGGACCUGCAGGUGCUACAGGAGAACCAGGAUUUCCAGGAUCUGCGGGUGCGAGAGGCUUCCCAGGACUUCCAGGUCAGCCAGGACUGAAAGGACACAAGGGACAUGGUGGGCUUGUGGGGGCAAGAGGCGAGCCUGGAGCAGCUGGACUGAAGGGUGCAUCUGGUACACCUGGUGCUAUGGGUGCUCCUGGUGCACUGGGUCCAGCGGGCAUGCAGGGAGAAAGAGGCAGAGCCGGCCCCACUGGACCCGUGGGAAAACGUGGAACACCUGGUGACACCGGCAAACCAGGUCCUCUGGGUCCUAUGGGAAUCCCUGGUAUGCCAGGAUUUCCUGGUGGUCCAGGAAUAAAGGGUGAAGCAGGACCGACAGGUGUGAGAGGAAGUCCAGGACGGCAGGGACCCAGAGGGGACCCUGGUCACGUGGGACCACAAGGAUCAACAGGACAGCAGGGUGCAGAAGGAUCUGAUGGACCUCCAGGUGCCCGUGGUCAAACAGGUCUGGCAGGUGUUCAGGGUCCAUCAGGUUUGCUGGGCCCACCUGGUCCCCCCGGCCCCCAGGGAACUACAGGAGCACCAGGACCAAAGGGCCAAGUGGGCGAUCUUGGUGUGCCUGGAUUCAAAGGAGAAGCUGGACUCAAGGGAGAGAGAGGUGACCAUGGUACCCAGGGUCCAAUGGGCCCGAUGGGAGAGGAUGGGAAGCGUGGACCACGAGGUGAUGCUGGAUCCAUCGGGCCUCCAGGACCUCCAGGAGAGACAGGAGCUCCAGGAAAUCGAGGUUUCCCAGGUGCUGACGGUUUACCUGGCCAAAAGGGAGCCCAGGGUGAAAGAGGGCUGCCGGGGUCACCUGGUGCCAAAGGUUUAGAUGGAGAUCCAGGACGCGGUGGAGAACCAGGUCUAACAGGAGCUCGGGGUCUGACUGGACUUAUCGGAGCUCAGGGAGCAGAGGGAAAACAAGGCCCACUGGGCUCAGCAGGAGAGGACGGCAAACCAGGCCCGGCCGGUUCUACUGGAGGUCGGGGUCCAGCUGGACAGAUGGGCCUGCCAGGACCAAAAGGCUUCGCUGGUGAUGCUGGGAAGAUUGGUGAGGCUGGAAGUGCUGGACCUCCAGGUCCAAGGGGACUGAAUGGAAAAGACGGAGAGGAGGGGGCUGCUGGUCCAGCUGGCCCGGCUGGUCCUGCAGGAAAAAGAGGAGAGCAGGGACCACAGGGACUGCAUGGUUUCCAGGGUUUGCCGGGACUUCCAGGCCCACCUGGAGAGGCAGGGAAACCAGGUGAUGAGGGUCUUGCUGGAGAGGCAGGGGCUGUCGGAUCUGUUGGUCCCAGGGGAGAAAGAGGUCCUCCAGGGGAAAGAGGUGAAAUUGGACCUAAUGGGCUCCAGGGACCCAAAGGUAGUCCAGGCACACCAGGACCAGAUGGGCCAAAGGGCAACCCUGGUCCAACAGGUUCUCCUGGAGAGCCAGGAGGUCUAGGACUUCAGGGGAUGCCAGGGGAGAGGGGCAUUCCAGGACCUUCAGGCCCCAAGGGAGAUGCUGGCUCGAUUGGAGAUAAAGGACUGGAGGGUAAAGCAGGAGCUGACGGUGCACGGGGACUUCCUGGUCCUGUUGGACCUGUUGGAUCCGGUGGACCCAACGGAGAGAAGGGUGAAACCGGCCCACCAGGACCUGCAGGACGCAGAGGCUCAAGAGGAAUCGCUGGCUCCACCGGUGAGCCUGGUCCAAUUGGUGCUGCUGGCUUCGCUGGACCUCCUGGUCCUGAUGGUCAGCCUGGGGUCAAAGGUGAAACAGGUGAGCCCGGUCAGAAGGGAGAAACAGGACCACCUGGACCACAGGGAAUGGCUGGAAAACCAGGAACACAGGGACCUGUCGGUGUGACUGGGUUGAAAGGUGGCAGAGGAACCCAGGGUCCAACGGGCUCUGCUGGAUUUCCUGGGUUACCUGGAGGAAUUGGACCACCUGGCUCUAUUGGUGCUGUUGGUGCAGAUGGGCCCAUCGGUGCUCCAGGAAAACAGGGCCCUCCCGGGAUCCGAGGAGAGAACGGAUCUCCAGGACGUCAAGGGGAGACGGGACCCCCAGGUCCGCCGGGCAGCCCAGGAGAGAAGGGAGACUCCGGGGAGGACGGUCCUCCGGGGCCUGACGGACCUCCAGGACCUGCCGGCGCCGUAGGACAGCGAGGUGUUGUGGGUCAGCCUGGACUUCGAGGAGAGAGAGGCAUGCUGGGACUGCCAGGCCCUGCUGGUCCACCAGGAAAACCCGGAGGCCCUGGAACUCAGGGGGGCAAAGGGCCUGCUGGUGGAGUUGGGUUACCAGGAGCUACCGGGCCAAGGGGAGACGCCGGCCCCGAGGGUAUUGCUGGAGCAGAGGGGCCUCCUGGUAAAGACGGUCUCAUAGGGGAGAGGGGAGAACGGGGAAAUCCUGGUCCAGAGGGUCUGGCUGGUGUUACAGGGUCUCCAGGAACUGAGGGUCCGGUGGGAGACACCGGCAGUCCAGGACCAAUUGGAGAAAAUGGUGCUAAAGGCCCCGCCGGAGCCCCAGGACAACCAGGAGUACGGGGGAAAGUGGGCCCUCAAGGACCACAGGGGGAGAAGGGGGCAGCUGGAGAACAAGGAGAGAGGGGUCAGAAGGGACACAGAGGUUUCACUGGCCUCCACGGUCUCCCUGGAAUAGCUGGUGCCACAGGAGAUGCAGGAGCUUUCGGUAUUGUUGGACCAGCUGGACCCAGGGGGCCUCCUGGAGUGUUGGGUCCUCCAGGAAAGGAAGGAAACAUCGGCCAGCCUGGACCAAUGGGCGCUCCUGGAAGCAGAGGAUCCAGUGGAGACAUCGGGGCACAGGGUCCACCUGGUGAGCCCGGACCCCCUGGCCCUCCAGGCUCCCCAGGACCUCCCACCGCCAUUGUUGAAGACCUCUUCGUCGCCCCAGCAGAUUACGACGGCGGCAACGGCGACGUGCCAGAAGCCGUGGAAUUCGUCGAGGACUACGCAGGGGCUGAUCCUCCUCCGCCCCCGGAGUUCAACAAAGACGAAGCCCUUCCCAAUAAGAACUCAGCGGCCAUCCUCCGCGCGGACACCGGAGUCCACGCCACACUCAAGACCCUCAGCGGACAUCUGCAAAACCUCCGCAGUCCAGACGGCAGCAAGAUGAACCCCGCCAAAACCUGCCAGGACAUCAAGCAGUGUUACCCCCAGAAAAAGAGCGGUGAAUACUGGAUUGAUCCAAAUCAAGGAAGCACAAAAGACGCCAUCAGGGUCUUCUGUAACAUGGAAAGUGGUGAAACCUGCAUCUCAGCCCGUCCAGCAAACAUUCCCCGCAAGGCCUGGUGGACCAAAUCCAGUCCCAGUGCCAACAAACCCGUCUGGUUCGGAGCCGACAUGAAUGGAGGAAGCAGGUUCAGCUACGGAAACAAGGAGGAGCAGCCGAACGCGGUGGCUGUUCAGAUGAAGCUGCUGCAGCUUUUGUCCAAAGAGUCGCACCAGAACAUCACCUACCACUGCAGGAACAGCGUGGCCUAUAAGGAUGAGAAGAACAGCAACCUGAAGAAAGCUCUGGUCCUCAGAGGCUCCAACGGCCAGGAGCUGAGAGCACAGGGCAACAACCGUCUCCGAUACGCCGUCAUCGAGGACAGCUGCUCGCAAUCAAACGGACAGUGGGGCAAGACAGUGAUUGAGUACAGGACUCAAACUUCAGCCAGGCUGCCCAUCGUGGACUUGGCCCCCAUGGACAUUGGAAAGCCUGAUCAGGAGUUCGGCCUGGACAUCGGCCCUGUGUGCUUCUCAUAAAAACACACCCCCUCUCUUCCCCCCCGACGCAAGAAGGACUCAAAUAGCCCUUUGUAGAGGAGUAACAUCACCACCAGAUAUUAUAGCAUAUGGACUCCUCUUCUCCGUGAGUCAAUAAAGGUUCUUCACACAUGGCUGCAUUUCCCAUGAGCUGUUGCAACACAGUGUUACUGUAUCUGCCAGACGACGGCGAGCUGUGUGAUCGGUGGGACGCUGACAUAAUUUAUUCACCAUGUCAAUACAUUUACAAUCUAGAGCACAAGUACUUUACAGGGAAAUGCAUGUGGGAGGAAAAAAGAAAUGUCUGAGGUGCUAACUAAAGAGGAAAGAAAGCAGGAGUGUAAACUUGCAUAAACUGGAAAAACAGCCAGUAAUAUUAAAGCUUAAAGAGAUGUGAUGUCUUUAGUGGGAAUUUUUGGGAAGGAUCGAGUGAAAGCCUUUUUAUUUUUUACUAGCGAUGGCUUUUUUCCAGUAAACGCACGUCCCGAGGCCUGGAUAGGGCAAGAGUUUAUAUGGCAAUGAGUGUAGUUCUUAAUUUUAAUGGAAUAAAAAAAAGAAAAUCAUGCUUGAACCUAAAUUAUUCAGUUCUGUCCAGGAACUCAUUUACUCUUUCAACAGGAAACCUUUGUAUCUCCUUUUAAAACUCUAACUGUAAAUGCAACGUAUGACUGUAAAUUGCAGAUUAUUUGUUUAUUGUUGACUGUGGAUGUGGAAUAAAUGUCUUUCUUUGGAAUGACUGUGCUCUUCCCCACAAACUAAAGUAAGGAAAUAUUUAAUAAACUCUCAGUUUCCCCCUCGUGAGCAGCAAAAACUUUGCUUUGCAAGUGAAUUUAAAUGAGCUCAUCUCACCACUAGAGGGAGACAAAGCUUUUCCCAGCAGGCAUCAAAUCACAGUUAAGUGGUUUCACCUGAUGUUUCAGGUGCAACAAAUCCCUUGUUAGAUGGCUGACAUGAAAACCCAGCAGAGCUCUGGAGGUUUAGAACAAAUAAACCUGUGCUUUGUAAUAAAUUAAUACAUUUCA